AUGGCAAGCCAGGAGGAUACAGUCAAAGCAAAUCUUUGGAGCACUGAACCAGCAAAAGCAGGCAAUGACCUGCUACAAGGAUUGCCACAGCCUACAAAGGCAGCACAGUGCCCAAGACCAAACUGCAGGAUCAGGCAAGCCCAUGCACAAACUGGGGCUUGCACCCGGCUGCUGCGCGGCGUGAGUGAGGGACAAGGAACCCAAGCUACAAAUGGAAGAGACAAGACAGCUGGGGAGAAUCAUGGGCAGAAGAAGGGUCAAGAAGAAUUUGACACAGAAUUGGAUGCACCAGAGACAGAGCAGGCGGCUGUGAUGACACAGUCCCAGUUCAGAAAAUUCCAGAAGAAAAAAGCAGGCUCCCAGCCUUAG
This is a messenger RNA of Pogoniulus pusillus (Red-fronted tinkerbird), 369 nucleotides long. Its product is annotated as calmodulin regulator protein PCP4-like. Lineage: Eukaryota; Metazoa; Chordata; Aves; Piciformes; Lybiidae. Gene Ontology annotation, cellular component: cytoplasm. The coding region runs from base 1 to 369 and encodes 122 amino acids. The transcript is spliced from 3 exons. Gene Ontology annotation, molecular function: calmodulin binding; calcium ion binding. The record is from RefSeq and is a predicted model, not a curated record.